This is a messenger RNA of Sorghum bicolor (sorghum), 1245 nucleotides long. RefSeq lists its product as uncharacterized. The record is from RefSeq and is a predicted model, not a curated record. Lineage: Eukaryota; Viridiplantae; Streptophyta; Magnoliopsida; Poales; Poaceae. Bases 182 to 1042 code for a protein of 286 amino acids. The transcript is spliced from 6 exons.
ACUAAUCAAGGCCAGUGUCUUGUGGCAAAUUUUGCCAAACAAGAACCAAUCCAAACGCCCCCGAAGUUCUGGAACUCGACCGCGGAGAAACCUCGCUCGCUCCUCACAGCAGCCGUCCUGUCGAGCUCGGCGCUCGGAGCUCGGAGCUCGGUGCCCCUCCCUCCCCAUCCGCGGUUUUCACAUGUCAGGCCACCAUCAGCACCACCAUCGCCUGCACGCUUCCCCGUCUCCCGGCCUCCUGCACCACAUCUCCCUCCCCAUCCGCAGUCUUCACCGUACGCGGCCUCCCACGGCCUCAUUCCGUACGCACCUGCCCCGGCCGCCGCAGUCUCUCCCUUCCCCUUUUCCAAAGAAACGCUCCGACCACGAAGCCGCGGCUGAUUUCGGGGAGCUGGGCGGCGCGGUGGCAGAUGAUACGACAGAGGCGGCGGCGGAGCAACUGGAGUACGGGGACGGGGUGUACACGCCGAGCGUGGGCGCCGCUGGCCUCCCGGCGCUUCUUCGCGCGGGCCGCGCAGGACCGGCUGGCGACCCGGUGUUCUUCCUCCUGACCGCCGUAGCCGUCACGACGUCAGUAGCGUUCUCGAGCAUGGUGGCCGUCGCGAUUCCGACGAUGCUAACAAAUGUAUAUACAUCGGGCUGUGAGAUUCUAUCAACUCCAAACCAACUUCUCGGUGAAAAACCUCAUGAAGCUAGUCCACAAGUGGCUAUGAGGAGAGCUGCAAAUUCAUUUACCAUGCUGGCAGAUGCAGCUCUUGAGGAAUUACCGAGUACAAUGGCUGCUAUAAGGCUUUCUGGCAUGGAAGUCACUGAUCUUACCCUUGGACUUAGUGACUUGAGUCAUGAGAUAGCAGAUGGUGUCAAUAAGUCAGCAAAGGUUGCGCAAGCAGUGGAAGCUGGCAUGGGACAAAUGCAGGACAUAGCAAUGUCAAUGAUUAAAGAGCGAGCAAGCUUGCAGACUAUUCCCACUGCCGGACCAGAUAAUAGGUCCCAUAAAUCUUCUGGACAGCAGGGGCGACGAGAAAGAGGUGCAAAUACUUGAAAGUGAAGUAUUCAAUUUCCUUCAAGAGAUGCAUCUUCUUCUUUUUUAUGUUUUUUCCUUGCUCUGGAGUAUGUACAAAAUGUCAGAUAGUAAGUCUAAAUCUUUCUUCGAGGCCAUGUAUGUUUCUCAAACAUUUUCAGCUUGAUCUGACUAAUGUAAGUUGAGCAAUGUCUACCACGCAUUCUAUUUGUUUCUGGUGCCCA